GAGCGCGGGCUUCCCGCCCGUCUGGAAGCCCUCUGCACGCGCUCAGCGCGCCAUUCCUUCCGCGAGGGCCCCUCGGGAUGAGGGAGGGAUCCAAUUCCUUUGUUUCCAAGAACUUCAGAUUUUUGACUAGAAAUGCGGGGUAGGGGGCGGCCUGUGGUCCUUCUCUGGAUCUGACCACUUCUCGGCACCUUACCAGGAGUGGAGGGAAGCUACCUACACACGUGAAAUGCCAUUCGCACAUUACCAUUCGCUUCGUUUCGCGAUUGAGAGAGGCCCGAUUGCCCAGGGCUGCCCCUGACACGGUGGUACUGAGCCACAGUUGGCAACGAGCUGCGCCCUGGAGCUGAACCGAGGGUGGCACAUGGCCUCGGGAUCGCUCCCAACGGGGGGCGGGGGGGGAAAGGAGCGGAGCGGACAUCCUGUGAGGCUGAGAAUGUUUGAAAGCGGAGAGUCGCCUCUGUCCAGAAUUCGCCGGACUGGGGCCCAACGCCACGCCGCCCAGCUCCGCCUUUCGGCCGUCUCAGCGGCCCUGGAAGUCCCGCCGGUGAGCCGCUGUAGACUUUCUGAAGGAAAUGCGCUUUGUCCACCCAAUUUGCGCAGUCUGGCUACAGAGGACCUCCAGGGAGAGGCCUGUGGAGGAACACGCAGAGGGGACCCCCUGCAGCACCAGCCGCCCGGCUCCAAACUACGGACAGACUCUCAGCCAUUCACGAUGCCCUCCUGCCGGUCUGGCCAGAUGCCUGCACCACGGCCGUGGUGGCUCCAGCUCCUCCUGCUCCUCCUUUGCAUCCCUUCCUCCCUAGCGGUCUUGCCCGGCCAGACAGAUGAGCUCAAAGUGGCCACCCAGACGGGCUGGGUGCGUGGACUGCGGACGCCAGUUCUCGAUGGCUACGUCUCGGCCUUCCUGGGCAUCCCCUUUGCGGAGCCUCCCGUGGGUCGCCUGCGCUUCCUGCGCCCUGAGCCCGUCAAGCCCUGGCAGCACGUCCUGGACGCCACUUCCUACCAGCACGCCUGCUACCAGAUGGUGGACAACAGCUACCCGGGAUUUCACGGCACGGAGAUGUGGAACCCCAACCGGGAAAUGAGCGAAGACUGUCUUUACCUCAACAUCUGGGUGCCCUCCCCACGCCCGAAGAACGUCUCCGUCCUGGUCUGGAUCUACGGAGGGGGCUUCUACAGCGGCUCUGCAUCCCUGGACGUCUACGAUGGCCGCUUCCUGACCUACACACAGAACGUCAUCCUGGUCUCCCUCAGCUACCGCGUGGGGGCCUUCGGCUUCCUGGGUCUCUUGGGGAGUCAGGAGGCGCCGGGAAACAUGGGGCUGCUGGACCAGCGCUUGGCCUUGCAGUGGAUCCAGAACAACAUCCAGCACUUUGGGGGCAAUCCCAAAGCGGUCACCAUUUUUGGGGAGAGUGCCGGGGCCGCCUCAGUGGGCAUGCACCUGCUUUCCUCCCAGAGCCGUGCCCUCUUCCAGCGGGCCAUUCUGCAGAGCGGGGCGCCCAAUGCGCCAUGGGCCACCGUCACACCCGCAGAGAGUCGGCGCCGUGCGACCCUCCUGGGGAAGCAGGUGGGUUGCCACUUCACCAACGAUUCUGAGCUGGUUAGUUGCUUGCGCUCUAAAACUCCCCAGCAGCUGAUUGAUGAGGAGUGGUCCGUCCUGCCCUACAAGAGCACCUUCCGCUUCCCCUUCGUGCCGGUCAUUGACGGGGACUUCUUUCCAGACACCCCUGAGGCCAUGCUUGGCACGGGCAAUUUCAAGGAGACCCAGGUGCUGCUAGGGGUGGUGAAGGACGAGGGCUCCUACUUCCUGAUCUACGGGGUGCCUGGCUUCAGCAAGGACAACGACAGCCUCAUCAGCCGGGAGGACUUCCUGGAGGGGGUGCGGAUGGGCGUGCCACACGCCAAUGACAUCGCCACCGAGGCCGUCGUGCUGCAGUACACCGACUGGCAGGAUGAGGACAACCGGGAGAAGAACCGGGAGGCCAUGGACGACAUCGUUGGGGACCACAACAUCAUCUGCCCAGUCGUGCACUUUGCCACUCGCUAUGCAGAGCGUGGCAACAAGGUGUACGCCUAUCUGUUUGACCAUCGGGCCUCCAACCUCAUCUGGCCCCUGUGGAUGGGGGUCCCCCACGGCUACGAGAUUGAGUUUGUCUUUGGACUGCCCCUCAACGACAGCCUGAACUACACGGCCCAGGAAAAGGAGCUGAGCCGCAGGAUGAUGCGCUACUGGGUCAACUUCGCCCGGACAGGGAGCCCCACUGACCCCGCCGAGGAGGGCGGUGCCUGGCCCACCUACACCGCCUCCCAGCAGCAGUACGUCCGGCUCAACACCCAGCCGCUGGCCACCCACCGCAGCCUGCGUACCCAGAUCUGCGCUUUUUGGAACCACUUCCUCCCCAAACUGCUGAACGUGACAGACAACAUCGAGGAGGCCGAGAGGCAGUGGAAACUGGAGUUCCAUCUCUGGAGCGCCUACAUGAUGCACUGGAAGAGCCAGUUCGACCACUACAACAAGCAGGACCGCUGCUCGGAGCUGUGAUGGGAGGAGCUGGCAUGCCCCCCCCCCAGUGCUCCCCCAACCUCGCCGACAAGAAGCCGGUUUGCCUCUUGGUCCAGAAGCUCCCGGAGGAGUCCAGCGCCAAUCCCACCCACCCCUCAGCAUCAAGCUGAUCUACUGCUCCUUGGGGAAAGCCACCCCCAGUCCGAUCGCCCCUCCCACCGGCCCCCAAGCCCUCCCCAUCCUGUGCCCUGAGCCUGCCCACUCAGCAGGGAUUUGUAUACAAUAUUUAUUUAAAGAGGAAAUGCGGUAAAUAUAUAGCUUAUAUAUAUAUAUAUAUAUAGAUAUAAUUAUAUCUAUAUUUGAACUGUAUAUAGAAUCAGAGCUGCAGCAGAUGCUGCCACAGGCGACCUCCUCCCUUCUGCUUUCUUCCAGUCGACCCCCCACCCGCCGAUCCCAGACGCCUUCCCGCCCGGGGCUAACCGCAGGCCUCCCUCUCCCGGACUCCGGGCCUCCCGCAUGCCUGACCGCCGAGCGCGGAGCUCUGUCUCCCCUGUGUUUGACCCCAAUAAAGUUCUGGAUCCCCA
Crotalus tigris (Tiger rattlesnake) is the source of this 3087-nucleotide messenger RNA. It is a transcript of the gene ACHE, whose product is annotated as acetylcholinesterase (Cartwright blood group). NCBI's taxonomy places the organism in Eukaryota, Metazoa, Chordata, Lepidosauria, Squamata, Viperidae. The coding region runs from base 362 to 2542 and encodes 726 amino acids. Gene Ontology annotation, biological process: choline metabolic process; acetylcholine catabolic process. The record is from RefSeq and is a predicted model, not a curated record. Gene Ontology annotation, cellular component: plasma membrane. Gene Ontology annotation, molecular function: acetylcholinesterase activity. The transcript has 5 exons.